AUGUAUAGUGGCGGGUGGGGUAAUGAAGACUGGAGUGAGCAGGACAGUGAUUGGUCCGCUGAUGACACACAGACCGACAGCGCAGCGCCAGAGGAAAGUGUGAAUGUCGAUGCCCCACUGAGUGACUAUGAGGUGCAACUGCUGAAGCAGUGGUACAAGCACGGUCACGUGGCUGUGUCACCCGCAGGUGAUCUGGUUGUGGUCGGAACAAA
Sphaeroforma arctica JP610 is the source of this 212-nucleotide messenger RNA. RefSeq lists its product as hypothetical. The record is from RefSeq and is a predicted model, not a curated record. The annotation marks the transcript as partial. The transcript has 3 exons. Lineage: Eukaryota; Ichthyosporea; Ichthyophonida.